GAAGCUUCGUCUUCCUCUUUACGGACGUACUCUCAGUACAUACCCCCAAGACAAGAGUAUAGACCUCCCUCACCACCGAAUUCCAGUUCCAUGUCAAGCUUCUCGAUUCAUAGCUCUAUAGAGGACCAAGCAUUCAGAAUGGAUAACGGGAGAGUAUAUCAAGCUCAGAAUGACGAUUAUAUGCUACCAGUAGACGAAGAUGAAAGAGAAGUGGGUCUUCAGGGUCAACAUUACGCCUUGAAGGUUAGGCAAGGAGGCAAGAAUUAUCUCGCUCCUUUCCAAGAGGUACUUCCGGAGGAUGGACGAGAUUGUAGGCUUUUAGACGUCGGGACGGGCACAGGGAUAUGGGCUCUGGAAAUGGCAUCAGAAUUUCCAGAAGCAGAAGUCACCGGCGUAGAUCUCGCUCCAGUCCAAAGACCCGAAAUCUUACCGAAUAAUCUGUCUUAUUUGAUGGACGACGUCAGUAAAGGAAUACCCUUUCCAGACGGAUAUUUUGACGCUGUACAUUCUAGACUUCUACUGGCUGGUAUCCGAAAUUGGAAAAGCUUCAUAAAUGAGGUUAUCCGAGUUGUCCGACCAGGUGGUCUGAUCGUCUUCGUAGAGGAUAUUGGAAGAUUCUGGGUGGAUGAUGUUUCUCCGGAAGAGUCCAGAAAGCGGGCUCCGGGUGUGAGCAAAUGGUCCGACUAUAUCGAAAUGGCGUUGACCGAACGGGGUUUCGACAGUAAUGCUGGUUCAAAAGCCAUCCCAAAACUUAUCGAAGAACACACACUACUGAGCGAACGACAAACUGUGUAUACUUCUCUGCCUUUGUGGCCCUGGUCGACUGAUCCUCUCCUCAAGAAAACUGGAGAGUUGAUGAUACAUGACACAUUGUCCAUGCCAGAGACUGCUCGAUUGUUGGUGGUGGACGGAUGUUCAAUCCCUAAUCAAAGAUACGACGAGCUCGUAGCUGAUUAUAUGGCAGAUAUCGGUAGACCAGGAGCGAAUGUUGUGUUACCUGUAUGGCAUCAUUGGGCUCGGAAGAAGGUUGAGUGAUAUGCUAUCUGUCUUUUAGUUUUGU
Messenger RNA from Tremella mesenterica DSM 1558, 1060 nucleotides. RefSeq lists its product as uncharacterized. Lineage: Eukaryota; Fungi; Basidiomycota; Tremellomycetes; Tremellales; Tremellaceae. The record is from RefSeq and is a predicted model, not a curated record. The transcript is spliced from 15 exons. The annotation marks the transcript as partial. Gene Ontology annotation, molecular function: S-adenosylmethionine-dependent methyltransferase activity.